Messenger RNA from Trifolium pratense (red clover), 1006 nucleotides. RefSeq names its product transcription factor MYB13-like. The transcript is spliced from 3 exons. The coding region runs from base 46 to 879 and encodes 277 amino acids. NCBI's taxonomy places the organism in Eukaryota, Viridiplantae, Streptophyta, Magnoliopsida, Fabales, Fabaceae. The record is from RefSeq and is a predicted model, not a curated record.
AAUCAUAUCCAAAACAACAAAACACAUAAUUAUUGCAAAUGCAAAAUGGUGAGAGCUCCAUGUUGUGAGAAAAUGGGGUUGAAGAAAGGUCCAUGGACUCAAGAAGAAGAUAGAAUUCUCAUCAAUCACAUAAAUACUCAUGGUCAUUCCAAUUGGCGUGCUCUUCCAAAACAAGCUGGGUUGUUAAGGUGUGGAAAGAGUUGUAGAUUGAGAUGGGCAAAUUAUUUGAAGCCAGAUAUCAAACGGGGUAAUUUCACUAAAGAAGAAGAAGAUACAAUAAUCAAUUUGCAUCAAAUGUUGGGAAAUAGAUGGUCAACCAUAGCAGCGAGGUUACCGGGACGAACAGACAAUGAAAUAAAAAAUGUAUGGCACACCCACUUGAAGAAGAGGCUGCCACAAAACCAACAAGGUCACAACAACAUCCCAAAAAGAAAUAAGAAACAAACCAAUUUGGACUUUGAAGCCUCCAAAUCCGACCAAGAUAUCAAACAAGAACAAAACAAUCUUGAUGAUAAGCCACAAUGUUCUAGUGACAUGUCAUCCCAUAAUAAUAGUAGCAUUGCUACUACUAAUGAUAAUAAUAAUCUUGACAUGUCCAUAAAUAAUGAUAAAGAUGAUCUUGAUUCAUCAGAAAAUAAUCUUGCAUUGGAUGAGGAUUUUUGGUCAGAAGUUUUGUCAUCUGAUAAUUCUAGCAAUGAGACAAGUGGUGGUAUUAUGGACAUUGGUGCUGAUAAUUAUCAAUUUCAAGAUUCAUUCUCUUCAUUAGGGACUGAAGAAGGAGUGUUUAGUUCAAGUUCAUUGAGUUUAUGCCAAGAUAUGGACUUUUGGCAUGAUGUUUAUGCUAGAGCUGAGGAAAUUACCGAGUUACUUGAAUUGUGAUCAAUCUAAUUAUCAUUGUUAUUCUUAAAUUUUUGACUUGUAUUUUAUGUUCAUUCAAUGGGAUGAAAAUCAUUUCUUUGUUUCAUUGUUUAGACUUAAUUGAAUUGAAUUUUGGACGUGAUUUCAA